AUGACCGCGAUCGCGUCGACGCUUCGGCAGUGUAAGCGCCGCGGUGAGCGCGCGUCGAGGUGGACCUUACGAAGGGACGCGUCGACGAAAAUCGUCGGACGCGCUUCGCCGCCGGUGUCGCCAGAGGCGGAGAUGCAGACGAUCACGGACGAGGGGUUGUUCUCGGGGACGUGUGUGCGCGUGGACGCGGGCGGGGUGGCGGUGCUGGAGGGGAUGCGGAGCGCGGCGCCGCCGGGGGCUACGGUGACGUUCGGCGAAGGCGGAAGACGAGGCGUGUUGCUAGCGCAUCGAGAGCCGAAGACCUUCGCGCUGAUGUUCGAGGAGGAAGCGAACGGGAGAAAAAAGGUCGACGCCGGGGAUGGGGUCCUGGGUACGGUCGGGGAGGCGAGUAAGAUGGAGUUCGCGUGCGGGCCAAGCGCGCGUUGGGCCGCCGGGAGGACAGUGAACGCGUUCGGCGAGUGCCUGAAGGGCGAGCGCAUGGUUACCGGGACGGAUGAUUCGUCGCGGAUGAUGCGCGAACCGCCGACGGUUGAGGAUAGAAAACCGAUCACGACGCCGCUGGUGACGGGUGUGAAGGCAGUGGACGUGCUCGCGCCGCUCGGCCGAGGGCAAUGCAUGCUCGUGAGCGGCGAGCCAGGAACUGGGCUCUCCGAGCUCUGUUUGACCACGAUUGCGGCGCAAAAGAAGACGGGCGUGCGAUGCGUCUACGCUGCGCUCGGUGCGCAGGCUUCGCGCGUGGAAGAGGUUGAGAAAAGAUUGGAACAGGAUGGAGCCAUGGAGUACACGACCAUCGUCACUGUUGAUAAGGAGGCGAGCGAGGGCGAGAGGUACGCGGCCACGUGCACGGCAUUUGCCAUCGCCGAGGGCGCUCGCGCCGUGGGACAAGAUGUUCUCUUGGUUCUCGACGAUUUCACGGGCUUGGUGAACUUCACCAAGGACAUGAGUCGACUGGCGCCACAGUUGAACGUCGCGGAGGGAACGCAGGAGGAGAUGGAGGAGUACGAGGGCAUGUUGAUCUCCGCAUCUCUUGCUGAGCGCCGUCGUUUCUUGGGGAUGACGCUUCAGCGAGUCGCUCGAUUGAACGACAAGCUGAAAGGGGGGUCGAUCACGCUAAUGGGGGUGAUGUAUCAUCCGAAGGGUGCGUACAAGAAGUCGUUCAAGGGUGGAAUGGAAACCUCGGGUUCCGGCGGCGCUGUCCUUCCCAACAGUGUGGAAUCCAUCAAGGGGUUUGAUUCUAUGCCCUCCGCGGUGCAAGAGAAACUUCGUAAGGCACUCGCAGAGAAGGCGAAGGCGAUGGAGCACUCGUCGAGCGAAGAUGACGUCCCUGAGGCGGCAUUCGUCCAGACCAGACCCAUGGUGGAGGAGUUCAUGUCCAUCACAGAUGGUCAGGUCUUCGUCGACUCUUACGAUCCAGAGCAAGGCUGGAUCAUCAGCGCGAAAGACUCCGUCAGUCGCAUCGGUUCUCCGGGCGCGGCUGGACCGUUCCGCUCGCUCAACUUCCUCCAGCUUCGACUCGACUUGAUGCAAUCGGACGACAUGGGCACAUUUGGAAGCUCCGGCGCGGAGAAGAGCAAGCUUCGCAGCCGCUCCGAGGCCAUUCGCGGCUUUCUCAAGCAAAAGCAAGGUGAAGUGGCGUCGCUCGCGGAGCAAACAAUCGGUCUUUUCGCGAUACAGAGCGGGUUCACGAACGAAAAGACUGCUCAAGAAGUGGAACUAAUGCUCACCCAGGCGUAUGUACGCGCUCGCGAAACGUUGAGCGAGGAGGUUGAGUUCAUUAACAAAAAUCAAUCUUCAGAGCUCUCCAAGGAGACCGCGGAUAAAUUCACAGAGCUUUUCAAGUCUCUUUAA
Ostreococcus tauri is the source of this 1848-nucleotide messenger RNA. Its product is annotated as P-loop containing nucleoside triphosphate hydrolase. Bases 1 to 1848 code for a protein of 615 amino acids. The transcript has a single exon. Gene Ontology annotation, molecular function: ADP binding; proton-transporting ATP synthase activity, rotational mechanism; ATP binding. The record is from RefSeq and is a predicted model, not a curated record. Gene Ontology annotation, biological process: proton motive force-driven ATP synthesis. Lineage: Eukaryota; Viridiplantae; Chlorophyta; Mamiellophyceae; Mamiellales; Bathycoccaceae.